Molecule: messenger RNA, 279 nt
Organism: Protopolystoma xenopodis
Lineage: Eukaryota; Metazoa; Platyhelminthes; Monogenea; Polystomatidea; Polystomatidae
Source: the annotation of a GenBank genome assembly
AUGCUGGUACAAGCACAUCUUCAGCCGUCAAAGACAUGUCUGGAAGCCCUCGGGGCCAAUUGCAGCCUCAAUCCUCCGGAAGAGUUUCUAUCUCCGCCACCGCCACCCACAACUCCACCUAAACUAGCUCUCCCACUCACACUCUCCAUGCCUCAUCUGACGACGGCAAUCUCUGCAUCCAGUCAACUUCAUCCUCUCCUGCACGGCCAGUCCGGCGGCAGUUUACCUCUUUCGGAGGUCGUCAGGUCGCAGACAAAAGGAAGGAUGAAGCCGGAUUAG